Pyricularia pennisetigena is the source of this 537-nucleotide messenger RNA. RefSeq lists its product as uncharacterized. The transcript has a single exon. The coding region runs from base 1 to 537 and encodes 178 amino acids. The record is from RefSeq and is a predicted model, not a curated record. NCBI's taxonomy places the organism in Eukaryota, Fungi, Ascomycota, Sordariomycetes, Magnaporthales, Pyriculariaceae.
AUGUACGUCCCAUUGGAGCAAGCACAAAAUACUGCCACACUAGUCGCCCGGCAAUACUACGGCAACAACCGAUACCGCAACCGGCGGGUAAUGCCCAUCGGUGCCAUCAUCGGCUUGGUGAUCGGCCUUGUCGCCAUCUUCUUUUGCGUCUGCUUCGGCAUCCUCCGCCGACGACGUCGCCGAUCCGCUAUGGUCGCCGGCGGCGCCACGGCCCCGAGUCACAAGUGGGGAGGCGGCUGGCGGAAUAGCGUCAGCACCACCAACACCAACAAUGGGUACUACUACAGCAACAGCGGUUACCCGCAAUCGCAGCAGCCCCAGCAGCAGCAGCAGCAGCAGCAGCAUCAACAGCCGAUGAACCAGCAGAGCGAUUAUGAUGCUGCACAGUCCGUGCCUCCUCCUCCCUACGCGCCGGGUUCAAAACCACCGCCAGCACACACUGCCAACCAUCAUACCGGUGGUGAGAAUACCGAUUACUACUCGGGAACCACGCCAGAAGUCAGUGGUAUGCCGGCCCAGCAGGGUGGCAGGUGGUAA